GUUUGUAUUGUUACUUCCGUAGCCUGUAAGCUAACGCGACAGGAAGUCGCCUCAGUGAAACCUGCCCUCGGUGUCAUUCACCUUCAUAUUAAACAGAUAUCUGUAAAAUGUCGGCUCCGCUGCUCCUCAGGGCUUUCAUCAACGAUCGGCUGACUGCUGCUGCAGAGGAAAUAUUUCAGGUGUUUGAGCGAACAAUAGAAAGAUAUGAAGAAGAAGCGUCCAGCUCCAAACAGGAGAUUGAGCGGCUCAGAGGUCUGCUGCUCGACUUUGUGUCAAACAACAAGACAGACUUUUCCCAGUCAUCCAUCUCUAAAGAGGAAACUCCCCCUGAGCAGCAACACUGUGAGCAGCAGCUGAGUGACUGUCAGAGCGACCCAGAGCCUCGACACAUUAAAGAGGAGGAUGAUGAAGUCUGGACCAGUCAGCAACAAGAAGAAGAACAUGGGGUUCAUGAGUUCAAGGACGCCGAUGUCUCGUACCUACCUCAUUCUUCUGUCUGGGAGGAGAACGAGCAGAUGGACACAAAGCCGCCUUUGCAACCUCAGACUCAAAACAGUGAAAGUGAGGAGCAGUUUCAGGAGGAAACUAAACCUGUACAGUUCAUGCUGCCUCUCGCCUCAACUCCGUCUUCACAAACUCUGAUUCACAGUGAAAGGGUCCGAGACGGUACGGAAAACGAGAGACCUGCUGCAAGGUUAUUGUCAAACCAAACACAGACAGAACAAAGUCAGAGUUCCUUUAUCACUUCCCGAGAAUCCACUGAGUUGUCUCAUUUAAAUUCAGUUGGACCUGACUAUCGUUGCUGUUUGUGUGAUAAAUUUUUUACGUCCAGUCAAUUCUUGACAAAUCAUGCUUUUCGCAUGCAUACAAAGGACGCAGACGUCCUCUGUGCGGUGUGCGGAAAGAAUCUGGAGUCCACCGAAAGCCUUAACAUUCACCUUAAAUCACACAAGGGCUCAAAGUGUUGUCACGUGUGUGGCAAACUCUGCAACAGCACCACCGCUCUGACUGAACACAUGGCCGGCCACGCUGGGGUGAAACUGCAUCGCUGUCACAUUUGUGGGAAGGAGUGUAGCCGCAAAGGAGAUUUAAAGAUACACAUGAGGAUCCACACGGGGGAGAAGCCUUUCUGCUGCUCCUUCUGUCAUAAAAGUUUCACUCACAGCGGACAUCUGAGGAAGCACAUGAGAAGCCACACAGGAGAGAGGCCGCACCGCUGUGACAUCUGCGGCAGAGGGUUUCUACAGAGUGCACACCUGAAAUACCACUUAGGAACACACACUCAGAAAUAUUAACAUUUUCAUCCACCUGGGCCCGUGUUUAUCAAAAAGUAAGAUGUAAGAGCAGCUCUCAGGUGAUUAAAGCUCAGGUAGGCAGGGAACACUAGAUGUCUGCACCUCCUCUUGGCUCUGUUUCAGGCCUUAGAAAAUCUAGUGACAGGACACUUUUGGCACUAGAUUAACUGACACUAAAGUAAAUACCUGGUUUGUUUUAACUACAGGAUGCACUGAUUUGGUUGAUUUAUUUAAAUGUGAGAUGUAAAAUCACCCACAAGGUUGCUCUGGUCCGUCACGUUUCCUCUCUUACUAUGAGGUUUUUAUUCUUAUAAUUUUUAAACAGAUUGUUUGCAUUUUUUGUUUUACACAUUCCUAUGUAGGUUUUGAGAGCUGCACAGGCUCACAGGACGGCGAUUCUCACAGAAUAGCUGCUGUAUAAAACGAUUGGAUCACUUUCAUAAUCACGAUCAGCACGAUUUGAAUCUAAUCAAAAUGAGUGAUUAGUAUUCGCAAAGGUUACUGCAUGGAGCGUGUGCAUGUGCCCGUGCUCGUAUGGUGGAAGGGGGUUAGGACAGAGAGGAGAGAGCUGCAGGAGGAGGGUGUAUUUUCAAAUUCUGUUUGUUCUUGUUGUUGCUUUUCUAGAAACUGCCCACCCCAACUUUUAUCACAGCGUUUACGGAGAGAUAUGUUUUAAAUUUAAAAGAAGAAAUCUUUAAAAAUGGCUGAAAUGGCAACAACCAAAACCAAACCGGAGCAGGAAACAAAUCCUGCAGCCGGUUUUUGCGACUAAAGUCUACAAAUAAGAGUAAAAGCCAAGUAUUUUUUACUUUAAUCUGUCACCUAAGUACAAACCUUCACCUCAGCAGUUUGAUAAAUACGAGUCCAGAGGUUUACGGUGUGUUUGCCUUCACCGUUGACAUGACCUGUGUUCUGAUGGGAACUCAUUACUCAUCAACAACUAACAGAAAGAGUCACUAUUUCUGAGUAAUAACACUAAUGUUCACAUCAAGAAAAUAAACUGUCUUUAUCAUUAUUAUAAUUCAUUUUAAUGUAACUUAAUUUGAAUGUUAAAUCUGUGUGUUAAAUCUGUUUCGUUGUUUUAGCUCAGACUUUCUGUGCACAAUAAAACCAGGUUAGUAAAAGAAGAACCAACUGGAGCUCUUUUCUAUUCUGUGUUAAUUUAACAGGUCAGUAAUGUGCAUAUAAUAAUUUCUGAAGGAGUUAAGGAGUGGAUUGUUACAGUAAUAUGAGAAACUAUUUAUGUAUUAGCUUUAAUAUCCACCAGUUCUUUAUUUUAGCUAACGUGUGCU
Epinephelus moara (kelp grouper) is the source of this 2587-nucleotide messenger RNA. RefSeq names its product zinc finger protein 888-like. The record is from RefSeq and is a predicted model, not a curated record. The coding region runs from base 108 to 1295 and encodes 395 amino acids. Gene Ontology annotation, biological process: regulation of transcription by RNA polymerase II. NCBI's taxonomy places the organism in Eukaryota, Metazoa, Chordata, Actinopteri, Perciformes, Serranidae. The transcript has 2 exons. Gene Ontology annotation, molecular function: DNA-binding transcription factor activity; RNA polymerase II cis-regulatory region sequence-specific DNA binding.